This is a messenger RNA of Tripterygium wilfordii, 1350 nucleotides long. RefSeq names its product rhodanese-like domain-containing protein 4A, chloroplastic. The transcript is spliced from 4 exons. The record is from RefSeq and is a predicted model, not a curated record. The coding region runs from base 151 to 1206 and encodes 351 amino acids. NCBI's taxonomy places the organism in Eukaryota, Viridiplantae, Streptophyta, Magnoliopsida, Celastrales, Celastraceae.
ACUUCCAGCAAAGCCCAAUUCACCAAAUUUCCGGCCCAGUACAAUCCUGAUCCGGUCAUUUUAUUUUGUCACAACUCAUGAUCAAACAAUGCGACCAAGAGAUCCUCUUAAUUCUUAUCGUCUUGCUCUGUCUCUCCCUCCCCCUCUCCCAUGGUUGUGAUGGUGUCCCUUUCCAUGCUCUUCUCUUCUCCACUCAUCCAAAACCACCCCAAAACCCUCAGACCCAUCUGCUCUAAACCUUCAAACUCCAAUUCUGUCCUUAACUAUUCUCCUUCUGUCAAUAAAAUCCCUUCCUUGCACCAAUCCCAUUAUUCAAACCCACUACCUGACCACUCAUUACUGUUCCAGAACUCUUCCAUUCUUUAUACCCUAUCAAAGGCCUGUCUCUCUUUGACUACAUUUCAGCUCCUCCAGCCUCUCCCCGGCCUUGCCUCUGAAAUUGUUGGCUCUUCAACCGAUCAAGCUGCAAACAAAAUAGACUUGGAAUCAAUUUUGGUUUCUAUAGAUGACUUCUUCAACAGAAACCCAUUUUUUGUUGCUAGCUGUACUUUUAUUUGGCUGGUUGCUAUACCUCUAACGCAAGAGUACUUUAGUAAGUGUAAGUCUAUCGCUGCCAUUGAUGCAUUUCGGAAGCUAAGGGACGACCCAAAUGCGCAGCUUCUGGAUAUAAGGAACAGAAACACUAUGGUGUCCCUAAGAUCGCCCAAUUUGAAGAUUUUGAGUAAGAGUACGUUCCAAAUUGAGUUCAACGAGGAUGAUGAAGAUGGAUUUGUCAAGAAAGUACUACAAAAUUUGCCGGACCCGAAAAAUACCGUUAUCUGCAUUUUGGACAAUUUUGAUGGAAAUUCAAUGAGAGUGGCCAAGUUAUUAUUCAAUAAUGGUUUUAAAGAGGCCUAUGCAAUCCGGGGAGGAGUCCGAGGAAAGAAAGGGUGGUUGGCAAUACAAGAAACACUAUUACCCCCUUCUGUCCAUAUCUACCCCAAGAAGAAGGUUAAAAAGAUUUCCCAAUUGGAGAAAAAUGAGGAUAAGGAAGAAAUUUCCUCUUCUGAAGGUGUUUCAGCAGAUGAUGGCCAAAGAACAGAUAAUGGCCAUGUAAAGGUGUCAAAUACCGCCUCCCAAAUUGAAUUGGGUUCCAGAUCACUCUCUCCAUACCCAAAUUACCCAGAUUUGAAGCCUCCAUCUUCUCCAACUCCAUCAAAGCCAUGAAUCAGACGCUGACUUUGCAAACUGGCGCGGCCUUCUUUGCCAAAGUUUUCCUCCAUUUCAUUUUUGUGCGGCAGCUUUCUAUUCCUUCCCAUGCAGUGUAUUUGAUGAAUUGUUUUAUUGCCCAAUUUUGGUGAUCUUACCAUG